This is a messenger RNA of Naegleria gruberi, 2072 nucleotides long. Its product is annotated as kinesin-1. Lineage: Eukaryota; Heterolobosea; Eutetramitea; Acrasida; Naegleriidae. The coding region runs from base 1 to 2046 and encodes 681 amino acids. Gene Ontology annotation, molecular function: ATP hydrolysis activity; microtubule binding; microtubule motor activity. Gene Ontology annotation, cellular component: microtubule; kinesin complex. Gene Ontology annotation, biological process: microtubule-based movement. The transcript has a single exon. The record is from RefSeq and is a predicted model, not a curated record.
AUGCCUCCACCUCCUCCUUCAACAUCUUCAUCAUCAACACCAAGAGGAAAGGCAAUGCGAUCUGCUUUUCUACCACCCGAAACCCCAUUAUCAACCAAAAUUAGAAAACCAAUCAGGGCCACUCCUUCUUCUUCAACUUCCUCAUCGACCAAUGGCACUAAGCUACAAGAACAAGAACAGCUACAAGACCAAUGUAUUAAAGUGUACAUUAGAAUUCGUCCGAACGAUGAUCAUGACCAAUUACAAAUUGAAUUUCUCAACAAUUCUUCAAUUCAAGUCACGUGUAAAAAUCAAGAAAAGGCAGAUACACCAAAAGUAUUCCUAUUUGAUCAGGUUUUGGAUGAAAAUGUUUCUCAGCAACAAGUUUUUGAUUUGAUUGGUGUUCCAGUUGUUGAAGAACUUCUUCAGGGGUUCAAUGCUUCCAUUUUAGGUUAUGGACAUACAGGAUCUGGUAAAACAUUUACAAUGGGAACUAAUCUUCAUGAGAUUGCAGAUUCCUUUGAGAGUGGCAAUUUGCCUGCUGCUUGUGGUUUAUUGCCACGAAUUGUUGAAAGGUUGCUAAACAGGAAGAAAGUGGACGAACAAUUAAGCUGCUCCUUAUUUGAAAUUUAUAAUGGAGGAGUUUAUGAUUUAUUUGGAGAGGCCAGCAAAAAGUGUAAGGUCAAGUAUUCAAACGGUGUGGAUGUUGUGACCAAUGCUAAAAAGAAGCUUAUUCAUUCACUGUCUGAUCUUUCUUCCAUUUCGUCUGGUUUAAAAAGGAGACAUCAAAGUGCAACUGGACAAAAUCUAUCCUCAUCAAGAUCACACUGCAUCUUUAGAUUGUUUAUCACAACUGCAGACAAUACUGAAAGAUGCCUAAACAUGGUUGACUUGGCUGGAUCUGAACGUCAAAAAACUGCCAACAUUCACGCUGAUAAAAUGUUACUAGAUGAAGCAAAUUACAUUAAUACUUCAUUGACAGUUUUGAAAAGAUGCAUUGAAGCAGUCUAUAAUAAUCAAUCCAAUACUGAUAAGAAGACACUAGUUCCAUACAGGGAAGAUAAUCUUGCCUUAUUGUUGCAUUCAACUUUGGAAGGAAAUUCAAAAACUUUCUUUAUUGGAAAUAUUGGAACUGCAAGUGAAUCGAUAUCAACUUUGAAUUAUGCACAAACGGCAAGAAAGAUUAAAAAGAUGACUAGCAAGUUGAGUUCAAUGUUGAAGAAGAAAUCAGGAGGAUUGUUUGAAGAGGAAAUUGAAAAGUUAAAGAAAGAGUUGGAAGAAACUAAGGGUAAAUUGGAUGAGGAAAGAGAUAGCAAGACCAAACAUAUUGAAGAACUCUCACAGAAAAUUGCAUUAUUAGAAACUAAACAACAGGAAGCUAAUGAAAUUCUCAAACAAUCGAAUACCAUUAUAGAAGAGAUGCAAAUCAGAGACGAUUCUCUGAAAGAAAUUUGCUCAGAAAAAGAAGAAAUUAUUUCAAAUCUCUUUGAAGAAUUGUCAAAAGCCAGAAAAGAAAGCGAGCUCUUGGAGAAGGACAAUUCAACAUUGAAGAGUGAAAAUUCAAUUCUUUUGGAAGCAAUUGAAAAUCAAUGUGAAAUCAUUAGACAACGAGAUAAGGAACAUGAUUCAGCUUUCCAAAAUUUGAAAGAGCAACUAGACGAAUAUCAAAAACAGUCAUCCUCAAAGACUCUUACAAUUCAAACUCUGCGAGAUGAAUUGAAAAAAAAGGACAAAAUCAUACAGAGAAAAUCUUCAACUACUGCAGAACAACUUUAUCAGACCAUUGAAAAUUUACUUAAAACAAUUGAAGAUCAAAAGAAGACAAUUCACAUGUUUUUGAAUGGAACGAUGGAAGUUGUGGAUAUUGAUAAGGAAGAAGCUCAUGAUGGUAAUUCAUGUGAUAGUGAUGAUGAUGAUGAGAAGGUGAUGUCUGAUUCUCCAGUUGUGAAAUCAAACAAACGAAAGGUAAUUUCUCCACUCCAAAAUAUUGUCUAUGAAUCAACAGAUGAAAAUAAUGAACCAGAAUGUAAAUAUUCAAAAUCUGAUUUAUUAGAAUAUUUAAAAUAAAAAAUGGGAAAUAGUCAACCAAGUAG